AUUCUCAUCAGAGUAAUGAUGGCGGCGGGCUCCGAUCUGCUGGACGAGGUUUUCUUCAACACAGAGGUGGACGAGAAAGUAGUUAGCGAUAUUGUGGGGUCCCUGGAAUCUGAGCUUGCGGGCUCAGGUCACGGGAACCCCGAGGCAAGGGUCCAGACUGUGCGGAACCACGUUGUCAGCCCUGUAGUAGGAGGUAAUACUAAUGUCCAGGAGAGCAAAAUGGGACUUGCACAAGAGGUGGCAAAAGCAGGAGCUGGAGUGCAAGGGGGUGUUAUUAAUAAUACGAGGUCCCAGAGUUCAGCUAUGGAUGCAACAACAACAGGGAUCGCACCAGCGGCUAGCUUGGAGGCAACCCCUGGGCUCAGCCAGGGCAAAUCGGCGGCUGUCAGUGCCAUGGUAACCGCGGUGUCCAACCAUGCAGUGAGCAAAGGAAAAAUAGGGACAUCAGCUGUGCAAACUUUGAAUGGAAGCAAUGUAAUGAACUCUCACACUUCAGGAAGUGUUCCAGAUUUCACCGCAACGCAAGUAUCAAGUAGUUGCAGCGGCAGCAGCAGCAGUGUAGGCAACAACAAUGCUGCACCUGCUCUCACAGUUGUCAACAACGGACCUGGUUCGGUUGUAAAAGGAAAUGUAAACGUGUUGCCUUCGACCUCGAGCACUGUCAUACAGGCAUCUUUCGUCAACGCACAGAAUGUUACUUCUACGGUGAUAUCGUCUCAGGCUUCUGGUCUGAGCAGUGGACCUACCGUCACACUUGUGAGGCCGCCUAUGCAAACAGCUGGAUCGAAUGCUGCUCAAAAUGGGAAUAAUACCGUCAAUGUAACGAACCUACCCGCCCCUGGCACAUCGGCUAUGCCUUUACAGACAACAGUUUUGAAUAGCAACCAGGCGACAGUCUCUGUGUCUGCGAGUGUGACAAGUAAGGCAGAGUCGCCUAAAACAAUCAUACAAACUACACCUCCGGCUGUGACACCCGGUGUCGUUCCAAGUGCGGGCAACUUGACACUCGCCCAGCCUAUAGGAAGCAAUCUGCAAGCUGUGACUCCCGGUUCUGGAGCCAUCGGAAAAAGUCCAGUUUUGCAAAACGUAACAAGGACUUCCACUCCAGCGACAGUUGCAACCAGUCCUGGCGGGAUUCGAGCCAUCGCGCCACAGGUGUUAGCUCCUCGACUCCCACAGACGCCCCAGAAUCAGCCAAACAUCCAAAACAUUCAGCUUCCUCCAGGUAUGGUUCUGGUGCGCAGCGACAGCGGGCAGCUGCUGAUGAUCCACCAGCAGACCCUGGCCCAGAUGCAGGCGCAGUCCCAGUCCCAGAGCGCCAUGGCGCCGCGCCCUGCCACGCCCACCAGCACUCCUCCGGUCCAGAUUACCUCUGUGCAGGCUCCUGGGACCCCCAUCAUGGCCAGGCAGGUUACGCCCACCACCAUUAUCAAGCAAGCCACGCCCACCCAGAACUCGGUGCAGGCCACCACCACGCUCCAGAGACCCCCUGUCCUGCAGAAUCCCAUCAUGCUCGGAGGGGCAGCCACGCCCGCCUCCAUCGGAACUCCGACGCCAGUGCAGCCCGGCGCGGCACAGAGGGCGGUGACCGGGAGCACUGGGACGGCCACGCCCACGACAACGGAAACCUUGGAGAAUGUGAAGAAAUGUAAGAACUUCCUGUCCACACUGAUCAAGCUGGCGUCCAGCGGGAAGCAGUCGUCGGAGACCGCGGCCAACGUGAAAGAGCUGGUCAAGAGCCUCCUGGAAGGAAAGAUGGAGGCAGAGGACUUCACCAGCAGGCUGUACCGGGAGCUCAACUCCUCACCCCAGCCCUACUUAGUGCCUUUCCUCAAGAGGAGUCUCCCCGCGCUUCGGCAGCUGACCCCAGACUCUACAGCCUUCAUCCAGCAGAGCCAGCUGCAGCAGCCCAGCGCCCAGCCCUCCACCACCACGCUCACCACUGUGGUCCUCAGCAGCCCCGCCCAGCGCCUCGCCGGCAAGGCCUCCGGCCCCGCCCCCGUCACCGUCACCAGCACCCUCCACCAACCCGUCAUCAGCCUGGCACAGCCCGGGCAGGCCAAGUCUGGACAGCCCACCCCACUGGUGCUGCACCAGUCCCAGCAGCCGGGGGCGAUGGUGCGCCCCCCCCAGGUGACCCUGGCACAGACGCCCAUGGUGACCCUCAGGCAGCCCCAGAGCCGGAUUAUGCUGGGACAGGCCCAGAUGCAGGUGAAGCAGCUGCAGACAGUGCCUCUGGUGAAGCAGGGGCUGUUGCCUGGAGCCAAAGCGUCACCCGUCGGCACGUCUCUGAUCACGGCAGCACAGAGGAACAAGCUGAAGGAAGCUGGAGGCGGGUCUUUCAGGGACGAUGAUGACAUCAACGAUGUGGCCUCCAUGGCUGGCGUCAACCUAUCGGAGGAGAGCGCUCGCAUCCUCGCAACCAACUCGGAGCUGGUUGGCACGGUGACGCGGUCGUGCAAGGAUGAGGCCUUCCUCUACACCUCCAUCCUGCACAGGAGGAUAUUGGACAUAGGUAAAAAGUAUGGAAUCACGGAGCUGGGGCCGGAGGUGGUGAACCUGGUGUCACACGCAGCCCAGCAAAGGCUGCAGAGCCUGCUGGAAAAGGUGUCUCAGAUCGCCCAGCAAAAGAACGUCUCCUUCAAGGAGGACGGCCGGUACGAGCAGGUGACUGACGUGCGCGCUCAGCUCAAGUUCUUCGAGCAGCUGGACCAGAUGGAGAAGCAGAGGAAGGAGGAGCAGGAGAGGGAGAUUCUCAUGAAGGCAGCCAAGUCCCGAUCACGGCAAGAGGACCCAGAGCAGCUGCGGUUGAAACAGAAGGCCAAAGAGAUGCAGCAGCAGGAGCUGGCUCAGAUGAGGCAGCGGGACGCUAACCUGACAGCGCUAGCAGCCAUCGGGCCCAGGAAGAAACGCAAAAUGGACUCACCUGGCAGCGGAGCUGGAGCGGAGGUGUCUGGCUCCAGCCUGUCUGCGGCCGGGAGCUCCAGCUCCGGGGGGUCCAGGCAGUUCGCUCGUCAGCGCAUCACUCGCGUCAACCUCAGGGACCUGCUCUUCUGCAUGGAGAACGAGCGGGAGACCAGCCGCUCGCACCUGCUGUACCGCGCCUUCCUCAAAUAGCACCCCCUGGCGGCGGGGGGCCUCCUGGCUAGACUGCAGGACUUUCAGCAUUCACCCGGACAUUCGAUUUUAAUGUUGUUUUCACCUUUUAAAUUUACUCUUUUAAUGAACAUAUAAAUAUUAUAAAUAUAUAUAUAGUUAUAAAUUUUACAGAGCGCCUUUUUGUAACAUGCAAAUGAACAAAUGUACAAAAAUAUAGUAAUACCUUCAAACCAUUUUAUAUUUCUGUUUAUAUAAAAGACUCCCCGUUUACAUAAAUAAAAUUAACAAAAAUGUUUCUAUAAGACAGUUAUUAUUAUUUUAUUACUGUCGUGGGCCUGUGGAUUCCUUUGAUUGAAGACUUCUUUGCUCCUCUUUACUAAGUUGCCUUCUUGCCAGAUGAAGCCAUAUCUUUGUAUCUGAUCUCUACAGGCAGAAUAAUUCAUUUGAUCCGGCUGUUUUACCGUUUCAAGCUGACACACAAACACGUGGCUCUAUUGUCCUACCUGUUCUUCGCCUGUUUGUUUUUUGUUUGUUGGUUUUUCUGCUUGGUUUCUUUUAAAUGGCCGUCUGCUGUGUAUGUAAUUGUUUUAAUCAGUUUGGGUUUUUAUUUAUAAGUCUGUGCGCUCUCUGUGUUUGGCCCGUCGAGGUGACGCCUUGGCAGCCAGAUGCGUGAGUUGGUAUGUCCGCAGAGCUGAGAAUCAGCCCUUAAUAGAGAAUAGCUACUUUUGACAAAAGCAUUUGAUUCAUUUCUCAGAUAUGAUGAAAAUGCCCUUCUCUCAACACUUUUCAUUUUUCCCUCUGUGUGUAUAUACUUUGAUUAUUUUUUCUACGAAAAAAUUGAAAAUAUUUUGACUCCUAAUAGAUUGAAAGCUUUCUAGUUUCCACGAAUCAACAGCAUUUCUCAACUAGAGAAAUCAGGAUUUGUUUCUGGGCAGUAGAUGCCAAUAGCUGGGUAUUACAUUGGCAUGCAGGGGUGGAGAAAAAUGUGAUUAUACGAAGCUGAGAAAGAACUGCAUUCAGUUACGGACCUGCUUUCAAUCAAUCAGUCAUACAGAGGGACACCCCCCACUUUGGAACUGGGCUUAUAUUAUUAUUAACGAUACUAAUCAGUUAUUCAUAUUUUUUUGCAAGCAUUGCAUUGAAAUUGUCUACCAAUGGAAUUUUAUUACUGUAUAUAAUUUAGUUUGUCCUUUGUAAUUUGUAUAAAGCUAUGCUAGUUCUUCAUCAAACCGCCAUUUUGAAAGACGCAGUGUAAAGAGCCGCUUGUUCUUCCUGUAAAUCUAUUUUUUAGUAACCCCAAUCACCGUUACUCAGCAUCCUCUUUCCUCUUUUUCACCGAGAAGAAAAAUGAGACUAAUUCCUGGAGCAUAAAUUGUUUCCCUCUCUUGUACAUUUUGCACAGUCACUUGUUUAUAUGUAAAUAUUUUACCUAAAAAAAAUUUAAUUGCUAUUGUUUUAUAUAGGAUUGAAAUGAGAAUUAACUCCAUCAUUAAAAUGAAAAAUCUAUUUGUA
Messenger RNA from Anguilla anguilla (European eel), 4611 nucleotides. Its product is annotated as transcription initiation factor TFIID subunit 4-like. The record is from RefSeq and is a predicted model, not a curated record. Gene Ontology annotation, cellular component: transcription factor TFIID complex. Gene Ontology annotation, molecular function: DNA binding; protein heterodimerization activity; RNA polymerase II general transcription initiation factor activity. The coding region runs from base 16 to 3117 and encodes 1033 amino acids. Gene Ontology annotation, biological process: transcription initiation at RNA polymerase II promoter; DNA-templated transcription. Lineage: Eukaryota; Metazoa; Chordata; Actinopteri; Anguilliformes; Anguillidae. The transcript has 16 exons.